UACGAAAGUUCUAUGGUUUGCAAAUGUAUUUGAUAUACAUGUGCCACGUGCUAUGGCAAAGCAUGGGAGCCGAACUUUUCCGAACUUUUCCGAACUUCGUCGACCUAUUCCGAUCUAUUCCGAUCGGUGACGAUCGACGCCAUUUUGUUUUUCUCGAGUCAAAGUUUUGACAGACGCGUCAAUUUGUCGUAGCAGGACAGUAUUUAGAAGAUAAAAGUGUUACAGACGACGCAAAACUCGAGUAAGUGUUUCGUACGUUACGAAGUGGCGUUUCUCGUUGGCACGAGUGGUACUUGUUCCUGAAAACUAGAGGCAAAACCAGACAGCCAGACGUGGGACGUUCGGGAGGACCUGCGCGUUCCAUUACCCUGCGGGAUCAGUCGACAUUCGAAGCGGCACUCACGUUCCGCGGCCGUGCCGCGCGCACCUUUAUAUGGCCUCACUAAAUCGUCCUUUUGAGUCCUGCACGAUCGAACCUUCUGUUAUUCAUUGCCGCGAUAAACGUCGUGAAUGUCGAACAACCUUCGCGUUCCUCUCUGUUGACGAAGGUACGAGACGGUUGCUGUUCGUGCCUUGAUCGCAAACUAUGUACUACUUCAUAACUAAAUUGAUUCAUCGAUCUGUUAUUGAUGAGGGACCGAGGUCAGAGAGGUUAGGUCCGUUUGAUAAAACAGUGAAACGCGUUUCUCUAUUUCAACGGGUUAUUUCUCAACGAAAUAUUUUCAUCAAUAGUUUUUAUUAACGUUACUACGUUGUUUACUAUAAAGAAGGUUCUGUCGAAAGAUUUUUUUUUAUAUUUCGGACUGAUUAGAUAACUGACGAUGAGUGAGAAGUACGUCGGUAUUGUGAAAUCAGUUUCGGAGUGCACGUGCAUUUAACGAGUGACCAGUGAUGCUGGAGUUACAUUGUGCUGCAUUUCUGGAGCUGCAUUCCCCUGCAAUUGGUCUACAACGAUGGUGACGUCAUCUACCCUGUAGCCUGUCUAUGGGUCGUUAGAUCCAACCCCUGAGGAGAAGAACUUUCAACGAAAUUCCAAGGGUAGAGGAUUCCCCCUAUUCAUGUCCACCAGCAUUUUAGGACACAAAAAGGCUCAACCAGGAUCAUCAGAACCAAUGGAUUCCAGAAACUCAGGAACUAAAUUAAUAGCUAAUUAACGUUCGCUUAAUUACUCAUCCUCUGAGUCCUUCGCGCGAUAAAUUGGACAUCGCAAACUGAAGUGUGAUAUCAGACUAAACAAAAUUCUGUGAUUUUUAUGAUUCGAAAUCCAAACUGUGAAGUGUUUCAUAAAAACUGAUGGUCGAAUCGAACUCUGAAGGAGUACUACAGUAAAAGAAAAAAGGAAACAGGUGAUUUUCUGUAGGGAAAGUGGUCGAUCUAAUUCUCUAAAAUAUUCAAACAUUAAAGAAACUAAACAAUGCUCGGUUCCGUUGAAACGUUACAAAUGAAUUCGGCGAAUCGAUAGUGCGGGAUCGUAAAUCCUAUCCCGGGUCAAACCUGUGUGUCUGAUGAAUAAUACAAUUCUUCCGGUCGCGUUGGAUCCUCGCCUCCGUAGUCAGCCAGUGAUCGAAAAGCUUCGGGCCGGAUCGUAGAAUCCUUAUCGACUGACAACUGUAAGGUAUCCCUUUCUCGACGCUGGCGUGUCGACGUCGACGUCGUUGCCCGUUAACGUUGAUCCUGUAAGGAUAUUUAAAGAGGCGACAGUGAUCCGUGACGUUUAUCGUUCGCGCGAUGAGUGAUAAAUCAAGUGCUAAACCGUUCGAGCAUUGACCCCGAUUCGAAUAAGUGAUAUCGCGAUCAGUUAUGAUUCUGGACAGUGAUUUGCAUACGGAACGCAAAUAAGCUAAACGAAGAGAAAGGGUAACAGAGUGACAGUGAUGUGGGUGAAUCCGGAUCGUGAUUUCAACAGUCUACGACGAUCUCUGUGAGUAAUUGAUCAAGGAGAUCGGAGGUGUGUUUACGUUCGUCGAAGCUCUUCUUUUCUUGAAAGAAGAGGGAUAAACGUAGAGAACAGAAGGAAAGGAAGAGUGACAUCAUGAAGGACCGUCGUAGAAGAUGGCUGUACGUGGCGCUACCAUUAAUCACCUUCCUUUCGCAUCAAAUCGAGUGCGCGGCGAAAAGCAGCGGUGUGUCGGUGGAACACCAUCCGUCUUCUUACUGGGAGCAACCCUUUAGCCAGCCUUACUUCGACAACACGACCAAGAGGGAGACCACCACGACCGUUGGCCAAUCCGCUUACCUGCACUGCAGGGUGCGCAAUCUUGGCGAUCGUGCUGUCUCGUGGAUCAGGAAACGAGAUUUACACAUUCUCACCGUAGGCAUCUUAACAUACACGAACGACCAACGCUUUCAGUCGUUGCACACCGACGGUAGUGACGAAUGGACCCUGAAGAUUAGUUCACCACAGGUGCGAGAUAGCGGAACGUACGAGUGUCAAGUCUCAACCGAACCGAAAAUCAGCCAGGCUUAUAACCUGAGCGUAGUAGUGUCAAAGGCGAAGAUUAACGGUAAUUCGGAGCUGUACAUCAAAAGCGGAAGCGACAUCAAUCUGACCUGCAUCGUACUGCAGACACCCGAGCCGCCGUCCUUCAUUUAUUGGUACAAGGGUGAUCACGUGAUAAAUUACAGUCAAAGAGGAGGCAUCAGCGUGGUGACUGAAAAGCAAACGCGAACGUCGCAUCUCUUGAUAUCUAGAGCGUUACCUGCUGAUUCUGGAAAUUACACAUGUGCCCCGUCUACGGCCGAGUCAGCCAGUAUCCUAGUCCACGUACUCAAUGGUGGGAGAGCAUCCAGCGGCGAUGCAACACGGAAACUCGAGCAACAGCGGUGCAGCGACGAGGACGCUCGCGUUGCUCCUGUUGCUUCUGCACGCCGGUUCGUUCGCGAGGUGACUGGUCGAUCACGGUGCCAUGCAAUAAAAACGAAACCGAACGCCGUUUCUCCUUUACGUAAUCGGACAAAGGCAAAGGAGCGUGGUAGGAGGGAUGAAGCGAAGAAGCAAGUCGAAGGAAGGAAACUGCCAGCAUCGACCACCCUGUGCCCCAACAUCGUUCCGAAUCUUGCUUUCAAAGAGAGCAGAGAGACCCAGUGAUCAUCAAAGAGACUCCUAAAAAAGAAUAAGAAAAAAUAAAAUGAAAAGAACACUCGAGACUGAUGAGGUCGCUGCUUUUACUGUUUCAUUGAUAUCCACGAUCAUUUUUAGCCGAUAAAUCGCCUGCGAAUCGAGUAUAAUAAAUCUACACUGUGUCCUAAUAGCAAUCGGUUGUUUCGAGGCGAUCACCAGUGACAAAACUGUUCCUUUUGUUUUCUUUUCAUCGAGGUGCGCCGUUCCCUACAAAGACUGGCGAACGUGAACCUUACCGUUUCUAUGAAGAUAGGGGAGACGAGUCGAUGGAACUCUUGUGAAGAGAACUCGACGACAUGUAAAUGGGUGUUUAGUAUGAUACAAGUUGGACUCGCUGCGAUCCAACCGAGACGCUUAGCGUCCAUGAUAAUAAGGAUCUGUGCAGCUGGUACUCGCGAUCAAACGGGGCGAACCGGAAUCUCUGCCAAGUUGGGCGAACGCCAUGUUUUUGGGUAACCUUUCUUGCUGAUAUUUUACGAAACGAGAGAGAACUAAAUGGCGAUUUAAGGAACACGAGAGACAGUGUCAAGGAGCUCUUUAGGUGAAUGAUACCCAAUAGACAGGACAUUUAUCUUGGCUCUCUUCUGAAUCACCGCUAAGUUUCUUGUUGAAUUUGUAAAGGCGUUUGUUCCGAUGGAGAGAUUUUAGGAUUAUUUAGAAGAAAUUUCGUUCUCUUUAGUAUUUAGAAUUCAUUUGAAAAGAAAAUUAAUUAAAAUUACCUGCUAGGCCAAGUAGAUUUCAUUUUAUAUUUUGACUACCGGAUGGCGGACCAUGGAGAGAGCCCCGAUUUGAUAUUUUCAUUUUCUAAAUUUUAUACUGUUUUAUACUGAAGUUUUAUAUUAAGAAUCAUUAAGUAUGCUUCAGUUGGAGAACUAAUUAAGACAGGGGCCAAUAAUUGACGGUAUGAAUCAUACACCCUAAUAAUUUUUAAAUCGCCAUUCGGAUCACGCGAUCGACAAGUAGCUCGUUGUAGGAAAAUGUUAUUUCUGGUUAACAACGAGUAGCAGAGAAUUUAAAUCUUCGCUCGGGAAGCAUUGUUGCGAUAAAGGCAGUCUUUCAUGAGCGCUACUUGUUCCGUGACAAUUCCACAUGCAGCCGCAAUAAUUUUCGCGAUCAAACGGCAUGCUGCACCACCCCGGUUAAUAGUAUCGUCUGACAGUGACAAACGAGCCACCUACGAAAGGACCAGAGAAAUUAAUAGGUGUUGGUUUGCUGGUUUCUCUUCGUUGCUUCAGCGAGCUUUGUGCCAGAGACAAGGAACUUUUUCCGGGAAUCAAUUUGACGUUUAAGAAAAUCCACCAACGACGAUUUUUGCUCGUUCAACUCGCAAAAAUUCUGCGCGAAAUACGCUCGCGACAUUGGCGAAACGACAGAAUGUUCCAUGAAUAAUGAGGACUAUUCGCAACCCUCUGUUGUACAUUUUUGUGCUUCGAAUCGAUUCGAAUUUUAUUAGAAUCUUAAGGUUUUGAAAUUUUGUUACUUCUGAUAUUUAGAGCCUUUGCAAAUAUUUAUAGGUGCUUGGAUAUUAAAAUUAUCACGAAAGAGAAUAUUCACACAAUUUCAAUGAAGCUUAUUUGUUGAUAAGAUGAAAAAAAUGACAGGUGACCCUUGAAAAAAUUACAGGUAACUUGGGAUAACACGGUACUUGAAUUACACGAAGUCUCGAACAGCGUGGUAAAAAUGACAACCCUUGAAUAAUACGGUGCUUGAGCUGCAUGAAGUUGGAAUACCUCAGUCACUUAAUGAAAGAGUACAGCUUACAAUUACUCUUACGAAGAAGUCUACUUAGGUUGUUGAAUAUAUGGAAGCAUUUCCUGAUUUUUUUAAUUUACUAAAUUCUAUAAAUGUUCAUAAUUUAUCUUGGAUUUUCAAUAAAAUUUAUUUUGAAAGAUUGCUAAAAGACAAAUGUAAUUUGCACUUCUGAAUCACCAAUAAUUAUUUUAUUAUUGUACAAGUUAUUUAUAUGCAGUAGAAAAAGAUUUGUAGUUUUUAACAAAAAUUUGAUACGUUGUUUCAAAAUUGUAUAAAUAUGCGAAAGGGUGAAAACAGAAAAUAUUUUCAACAUGGGAUCAUUCAAACAAUCAGAGCUCCUCUGCGUUUCAUUUUCCCAGCUUGCUGAAGCGUAUAAUUUUCCUGGGGUUGGUUAGAAAAAAGAAGUGUCAGUGAAAAAUAGAAAUGAAUUCCAUUUCACUCGUUCGUUUAAACAUUCCUCGAAUAUCGGAGUUCUAACUGGUGCACAUUAGUUCUUGCUCGAAAUCACUGAAUUCCGAAAUGUUACCCGAAAUCGAGCUCACCGCUGCAGAUCCUUAAUGUCGGAUCGACAUACGAGGCCAUCACAUAUCCGUGUACGUAUAAUAAAAUUGAUAAGUCGUAGAAUUAGGAACGAUAUACAUACUCGAGACACGUGGAAGAAUAGAAAACUCUUUCACGAGCCACGAGCUUGUCGUAGUUUUCAAUCUAAAAUUCCUCGAAUCCAUGAUUGGACAGAAACGAAGCGAUAUUUCGAAUAAGAGGUUCGAAAAUUCUAAUCUCAUUGCGUUUCCAUAAAUAUAGAUCAUUUUGAGAGAUAAUCGAUGAUCUUGAAUACACAAAAUAAUUGACAGAAUGUGAUUGAUAAUAAGGUGACAAUUUUUUAAAAUUAUUUGUAGAAUAUUUGGAAGAUGUAAAUUCUUAAUUUUCUAAUUUUCUAAUUUUCUGAUUUCAAAAUUUUUAAAUUAUAAUUUUAUUUUUCAAAGAAAGCCUUCUAUUUUAAUUACGAAAUUAAUUUUAAAUUAAACACACUUCUUUUCUUUAAAAUCUACAUAAUUUUGCAUACAUUAAAGUAGAAUAUAGAUCAGGUAUCACUCUACAAGAAAGGAGAAUGACUUUGUGUUUUUCAUAAUUUUGUUUGCAAAGUUUACACCGCGUCUAGGAAACUUCGAGGACGCUCAAUCCUUAAAUCUGUCCUCGAGUACCUUGAUAUUCUCGGACAUUUUUUUACUCACCAACAGUGUUUGUAACUUUCCAAAGCCAUCAGCUUGUCGAAUCGCUGAAGGAUAUUUCAGUCGAACGGCCCAUAGAGUGUUAUGCAAUGAAAUAAACUGUCCAUCUGGCAUCGAGGAAACUCUGCUUCAACGUGUAUCGACGUUUCUUGAUGCGUUUAUACUGGAACUUCGAUCUCACAGCCAUCCAAAUGAACAGGUCGAAGAGGUUUAACUGAUCGAUUUCGAAUGAACGAGCCCUUUGUAAACACGAGAUCAAAGCAAACUGUUAAUUACCCGUUAAAUUUCCGCACAAGGACGAUUAAUUACGAAUCCUGUUAAGAAUUUAAUAAGGUUACGUUCCCGUUUGAUGUUACGUUUAUGGAUUGAAGAUAUGGUACACGGAUUUGAUUCAGGUUAAUCGUUAUUAAAAUUAGAAAGAAAUUCUAAUUAUUAUUCUGUUUGUAAUUAAGCUGAAGAGCAGAGAUGUGGGAGAAAAUAAAAAUUUCGAGUACCCGAUACUCGGAUCGGGUUAAGAAUUAUUUUGAAUGCCUUGAGGAAUUUGGAGAACUGUAUUUUGGGAUGAACUUUGUUGAAUAUAACGACAAAUAUAAAAUACAAGUACUAUGAUUGUCAGAAUAAUUUUAUGUAUGUUUAAUAUUAAUUAUUCGUAUAAUUUAUAUAUAACAAGCUCUUCUUUUAUUCAUAUCGAUUUUGAUACUUCAAUUUCUGUCAACGUUUCGUGUAAACGAAAAUGUUGAAUGUAGUUCGUAAUUGGUACAGUGAACACGUAAAGUUACGUGAUCAGUUUGAAUAUUGACGAACGUAAAUAUCCACGAUUGAUUGAAUGCUAUUGCACGAAGGAGCAAUAAAAUCACAGUGAUUUUACAAAUAAAAUAGAUUCAAUUACUAUUUUCUCGGUUCUAGAUAUAUAAAAUACACAAAGCUUGUUAUUUGACAGAGUGGAAUUCAAUUUUGACUUUCAACAUUGUGCCAGUUUUCUUUACCUUAUUUUUAAAUACUAAUUGCAAUGGAGAAAUUAAUGAAUUUUCAGAUAAAAUAAUAAUCUUUGAAAAUUUCUAAUCUCUUGUUAAGAGUAAAAUAGAAAUUAAAAUUUUGAGAGUCAAAAUUCCAUCAAAUUUUCAGUCAAAUCGUCCCAAUUGUUAUUAGAAAAUGAAAUAAAAUGAGCAGACGAAGUUACCAGUAUAAAUGUACGAAUUUCAAUUCACACGUGAAGCAGAAAAGUGUCGAUCAAGCAUUGUUAAGUAACUGUAAAAAAUAUUGCAACUUGAAGUAAGGAUUAUGUCAAGAAACACACGUGAAAAGAACUCUGUUCAUCGUAGACCGAUAGAUUGAUAUUUAAAGAAAUUAAGAAUUAAAAAAGCAAGAAUUUCUCUGGCGAACGACGAGAUUAUUAAAAAAAAAUAAACACACCUGAAGAUCUAUUUAAUUUCGAAAAAUGAUGCACGAUUGUAUCUCUGCGAGACCGAAUCAUCCCAUAAAACAAAGGGACGUUCGAUCGAUGUAUCUGUUAAAUAAUUAUCGUUUAAGCUCUAAAUGAUUCGAACAUCGUAUCCGUACUGAUUAUACUCAUGUAUACGUUUCCAUAGAACAUUGAUAAUAAACCGAUCGUGACAAA
Molecule: messenger RNA, 7720 nt
Organism: Osmia lignaria (orchard mason bee)
Lineage: Eukaryota; Metazoa; Arthropoda; Insecta; Hymenoptera; Megachilidae
Product: opioid-binding protein/cell adhesion molecule homolog
Biological process (GO): synapse organization
Cellular component (GO): neuron projection membrane
Source: RefSeq, a predicted model, not a curated record